Messenger RNA from Naegleria fowleri, 3261 nucleotides. RefSeq lists its product as uncharacterized. Bases 1 to 3261 code for a protein of 1086 amino acids. The transcript has 3 exons. The record is from RefSeq and is a predicted model, not a curated record. NCBI's taxonomy places the organism in Eukaryota, Heterolobosea, Eutetramitea, Acrasida, Naegleriidae.
AUGUUCAUUUCUACAACCUCGCCUUCCAAGCAGAACACCACAUCACCCCAAUCCUCCCAUCAUCUCACACCUUUGAGCAACAGGGAGACUGCUGAUCAUUACGAUCCACCCACUCCAACAACUGCUAAUCUUGAUAUUGAGUCUCCUCUACUGCCUGUUCUAACACCUGCUCUGCAUUCAAGAAGAGUUGGAGGAGCAGGAUUAUCGGGAUCAUCCAUGCUCUCCUCCGAGGUAGGAAUGAUGUCCGAUUCAAAUAAUAAUUCAUCGUCGUCAUCCUCAUCUUCUCAUGAUCAUCAUCACCAUUCCCAUGCACAUUCUUCAUCACCCUCUUCAAAAAUAGAUAAUCAAGAAAAAUCUCGAGGAGGAGCAAUGAAUACGAGCGUUCAUCAUCACCAUCCGAAUAACCAAAAUAGUGUCCAUCUUCCUUGUUGUCCAAAUUCUGUGAAAGGCAUUUAUUUAAGUGCAAUUUUAAUUUUCACUGGAAUUAUGCUAAUAGUCACAAUGAUUUUCAUGUUUAGUGUGUCACACACUUUAAGUCAUGAUUCUCACAUGAGAGUCGUUGUAGAGGAUCAAAAUCAUAUUUCUGAUGAAGAUUUACUUCAUUCAAAUUCAGAUUUAAGUACACUGGAGGGGGAUACUACACCAGAUGGCAAGUUAAAAAGACCUCAUCUCAUGAAAAAAGCAAAAAUCACUUCUCCUUCCAUUUCAUAUCAAGUUCAUUCAUGGAAUGAUUUGAGACAAUGGAUCCAAGGUUAUCAAAAAGGUGUCAGACAUUUUAAAGUUGAUGUUUAUUAUCAUAUUGACUACAAAGAUUUUGUUGAAAAGUAUGGACGUGCAUGUAGAAGAAGCGUCCAUGAUAUUGCUGAAACGAAUUCUUUACCAUCUACCACAAAAACAUCUUGUUUAAUCUUAACACACGAUGCUCCAGAAAUUGGAGGUAUUACAAAUGGAAUUGGAUAUUUCGAUACAAUUGAUCUUAUUGAUACUGUAACUGAUAUUAGAAAACGAUUUAAAACAUCUCCAAACGAUGAAUCUGAGAAAAUUUAUAUUGCUCUUUGCAUGAAAUAUCACAAAUUAAUGUUUAAUAGCAAUGCAGGAACUGGAACUUAUGUCGUCGGAACCAUGAAAAAUCCUUGCUUACCAAAACCUGACAAUGAAUGGAUUAUUCUUGUGGAUGACAUGUAUCAACUGUUUAAAUCAAGAACUGAAAAGUUAGGUUUAAAUGUGGAAUUUAUUCUGGACGAGAGUGGAACUCCUGGAGGUAUUAAAUCAUUAGCAAGAAGAUGUUUAGAAAACAAAUGGCCUGAUUGGCCCUAUACAUAUAUUUCAAUGAGAGACCCUCCAGAAAUUAUGGAGAAUCCUAAUGAGGGUAAAAAAUCUUGGAUUCCUUCAAUAUCUUCUAAAACCGACAAGUACAGUAGAUACAAGUAUCUAAAUCAACCAAUUUUCGACGAAUUCAAAACGAAAAAAAUUGGAUUACCAAGCCAAACUUUUUUCUUGGAGGAAGCACAACGUUAUUCCUAUGGAAGAUUUAAUGAAAUCCCAGAGAGUAAACUGCUUUGGGAGCCAUCACAUCAACAGGAUAUUUGGAAAACUCUUGAAGUAUACAAGAAAAAACCUGUAAAGAAAGGUGUUUUGAGAUUUUCUACAAAUAUUGACCCUAUUCAGAUGGAAGUAUUUCUCUCCAAGUAUUCAAAAUAUGGUAGAAAUGAACCAUUACCAAAUACAAAAUCUUCAACCAAGCCUAAAGUUGUAUCUAUCGAUGACUCUGAUAAUCUCAUGUUUGUUUAUGAGAAGGAAAAAUCAUUGAGUUAUUCUUUUUAUGAUUUUCACACACACCGAAUUUCUCCAUCAUCUAUUAUUAAGAACAAUAAGGGAGAAGCACUUUCACUUGACUCUGUGAAUGUUGUCAAUAUUAUGAGACACAAAAUUUCUAAUCAGUUACAACCACUGAAAGCAUUUAGAUUAGCUAUUGUUUUCAAUGAUGGACAACUACAUAUCUACAAAAUCGUAAAGAAUGUGGAGAAGAACAGUUAUGAACUUGGUUUAGAAACUUCUGUCUCGUUGAUGAAUCCAUUGAAGACUUCUGAUGAAAUUCUUGCAAGUACUCUCGAGUCCUCCAUGAGCACUUUAUUGUUGUUCACAAGAAAUACGCGAUCAAAAGUAUUAUCUAUAUAUGUUUAUCGAAUUUUACAGUCCAGUGACAAGUCAGUGACUGGCACAAAACUCAUUCAGACGUUUACCAUUCCAAACAAGUUAGAAAAGAUUGAUAUUUUGAAACACUUCACCAUUCACGCAAUUUCAUUAACACCACACGAUGCCCAAGAUUUACCUUCUCAAUUAGAUUUAUUUGUUUUAAUUGCAUAUUCCACAACAAAUAACAAUGUGUAUGGAACCUUUGUUACUCUCCCACUCUCCAUACAGUCAGAAGGAGAGAGCAAGACAAGUCAAGAUGCUGCUCGCAAGGCAACUCCUCUCUCGUCCCCUGUGUAUUCACAGCUUCUUGGAGUUGGUGCCAAUCCAUCCAUUUCCUCCUUACGAAUCACACAAUCCUUGCAAACUCAAGACUCAUCGACUCAACACAUUGAAAAGACAUUUCUAUCCAUAUUUUGGGGUGAAGGUUUUUGCAAUAAUGCAGAAAUACACAACGUGCAAUCAUUCCCAUUCACGUGUUCUCUCAAGAGACUGUCAUGCCCCAACGUGUUGCAAUAUUCCAUGAUGAGUGUGAAUGAAUUUGUGAAGACCAUUCAAAGGAGUGGUAUUACGUCUGCGAGUAUCUCUGGUAGUAGGAGCAGCAGCAGUACUAACAGUGAAAUCACAACCAUUCCAUCCUCACCAUCAUCUAUCUCCUCUUCAGCAGAAACGAGAAUGAUGCAAAUGAACAAGCCAUUCGAGAAUCCACAUGUAUUCUUUGAGAAUCGAUACUUGUUCUCUCCAUGUAAGGAAAACAUGUUGUUUGGACCGUAUGAUCGAGGAUCCGAUCCAAAUAUACUCCUUUUCAAACAUGACCCGACUUCCAAUCUUGUGAGUGCUCUGAGUAUUCAUAUUGGAGUUCCUGAGGAAAAUUAUACAUUCAACUUUGGGAAUACUCAACCCGAUCCACAACAAGAGGAUUCUCUUCUUUCAGCAAGUAAGACUUUGGAUCAACAACAAGUUUCAGAAAAUUAUGAGCUCUCCACCUGUGUUGCAUGUGGUGAUGCAUUGCCCUAUGAUGGUCUUGUUUUUGAUGAGCUUUUAUUUUCGGUCAAGCACUUGAAUUGA